Molecule: messenger RNA, 1036 nt
Organism: Dioscorea cayenensis subsp. rotundata (Guinea yam)
Lineage: Eukaryota; Viridiplantae; Streptophyta; Magnoliopsida; Dioscoreales; Dioscoreaceae
Product: homeobox-leucine zipper protein HOX3
Exons: 4
Coding region: 31-726 (231 amino acids)
Biological process (GO): regulation of DNA-templated transcription
Molecular function (GO): sequence-specific DNA binding; DNA-binding transcription factor activity, RNA polymerase II-specific
Source: RefSeq, a predicted model, not a curated record
UCCACUUUCUCAGUUCUCAAACUCUCUAGAAUGGAGGAUUUGGGGAGAGGGGGCCCUUCUGGUCUGGAACUCACCAUCGCUGUCCCCGGGAUGAGUUCCUCAUCCGGUUCUGAAGGUGGUGUUGGUGUAGGAGGAGGGUGUAUCAUGAGAGAUCUUGACAUGAACUACCCACCGGCAGCGGAGAUGGAAGAAGAGUACCCGAUGGGAAGCGUGGAAGAUGAGGAUGAAGGUGGCUGCGGAGGUGGCGGCAGGCCAAAGAAGCUCCGCCUCUCUAAAGAGCAGUCCAGGCUUCUUGAAGAGAGCUUCAGACAAAACCAUACUCUCAACCCUAAACAGAAGGAAGCUCUAGCCACGAGGCUGAAGCUUAGGCCACGCCAAGUGGAAGUCUGGUUUCAAAACCGUAGAGCAAGAACAAAGUUGAAGCAAACGGAGAUGGAGUGUGAGUACUUGAAACGGUGGUUUGGAUCACUGACGGAGGAGAACAGGAGGCUGCAGAGGGAGGUAGAGGAGCUCCGAGCGCUGCGCAUGGCGCCACCGACCGUGCUGUCGCCGCACACGCGAGAACCGAUGCCGGCAUCGGCGCUGACUAUGUGCCCGCGCUGCGAGCGUGUGACCACGGCCAGUGGUUCCAGCCAGCGCCACCAUGCUGUUCGGCCGGGCGUUGCGGCGUUUCAGCGUUCUCCGGCGUCGCCGUUUCAGCCACGCCAGCCUUCCGCCGCGUGCUAAAAAGCAGUGUGCCUAUAAAUAAAGACAAAAAAUGGACGAGUGGGAGAAAUGUGGCUUGUUUAAUUAAUGGGGUUUGGAAUUGGAACUUAUUGAAUUGGUUACCUAGCUAGUUAGGUACUAGCUUGCUAGCUUCUUAAGUGUUAUGGUAUGGACGUCUUGCCAUGUCCCAUCUUGACUAGGUAUACUAUUAUCGUCCAUGGAGAAGUUAAAACUCAAUUAUGUAGAUGAUGGCAGAUAUGUUUAUUUAAUGUUAAGCUAGUUGCCUAUAUAUAUAUAUAUAUAUAUAUUCAAAGGUUAUUAAUGCAAAAUU